UUCUUGCUCUCACUUCCACCGACAAAAUUCAAUUGGCCAGCAUAUCUAAACGCACUGAAUUCGGAUGGCAAAACUGCUCUUCACAUUGCUUGUCGUCACGAUCGUCUUCUGGCCUGCGUAUCGAGCCCUGGCGUCACGAACAACUCUGGAGGCACACUCAGUAAUAAUAUUGGCAAUACCUCAAGCAACAGCAAUGCUGUAUUCAGCCCCACUACUAGUGUGAGCUGCAUCGGAACAAACACUGCUCCCGUCACGAACCUUGGCGUUAAUUCUAAUUCAGUAAAGCUUAGUUUGCCUGGUUCUGAUACUAGUGCCUGUUCUGGUCCUUUUCCUGGCGACGGAGGACCUCUUUGUUCUAAUUCAUCACUAUUUUCUUCGUCAUACAACGAAUCAUUCAUGAAUUCAGUAGUUAGGCCAACACAUUUCCCCUCCAUUGACAAUUUAUCAGACGUCUCAGAAGGCGCUAUAAUGGUUGGGUCUACAUUACAUAUGAGUGAGUCUACAAUGCUUGCUUUUUAUUUUCUCUCUUAA
Protopolystoma xenopodis is the source of this 531-nucleotide messenger RNA. NCBI's taxonomy places the organism in Eukaryota, Metazoa, Platyhelminthes, Monogenea, Polystomatidea, Polystomatidae. The record is from the annotation of a GenBank genome assembly.